AUGAGCGGCAGACGGCCACCCAUCGACAAGCGCAAGUCGUCCACGCUGCACUACCAGACCUUUCCAACGAAACCGCCGACAUCACGAGGCCCUCGACAGUCGAACUCGCCACCCAAUGGCCCAGCAAGCUGCUCAGAGGCAGACGAACAGCACCAUGAGUCACCAUUGCCUACAAGGCAGCUCAUCGUGCUGGCCAUCAUUGCGCUUGCCGAGCAGACAGCCCUCAACUCGAUCAGCCCAUAUCUACCAGAGAUGACAAAAAGCUUUCCAGAAGUCAAGGAGGGACAGACUGGGCUGUACGUAGGGCUUAUCGCCUCAUCGUUUGCUCUGGCGCAAUUUACGACCAACUUCUUCUGGGGCUGGCUGUCAGACAAGAUAGGGAGGAAGCCUGUUAUCAUCACUGGUACCCUCUUGACGCUGGUAUCAUUCCUUGCUUUCGGAUUCUGCAAAACCCUAUGGCAGGCUGUUCUUGUCCAAGCAUUCAUGGGAAUAGUUAACGGUAACUCUGGAGUCGUGUCCACGUGUUUGGGCGAGAUCACGGAUCGCAGCAAUCAAUCGCGAGCAUUUACCUAUCUGCCAGUGGUUUAUGGCAUUGGUGGCAUUACAGGUCCUAUCGUUGGAGGGCUCUUGGUUUUCUACCAAAACCCUCUCGAUAAGACCAAGACCAACCCGUACCCGUAUCUACUGCCAAACCUUUUUUCUGCCGCUGUUCUCGCUAUCGAUCUGAUCGUAUGCAUAUUCUUCCUCGAAGAAAGCCUCGAGGAGGCAAGGGAUCUACCACCCCUCGGCAAGAGAAUAGGAAGUUUGUUCACACGGCUCUGGCAAUUUACGAGCUCUACGCGGCCAUCGUACGUGCCCCGCUGGCUGCGCAGAUCGAAGAGUCAUCGCGCGCAACACCUAGAAGGUAUCGACGAAGAAGAUGAAGAUCUGGAUGCAACGUCCGACACCGAUUCAGACGGCAUUGCGCCGGCCCUGUUCCCAGAGACCAACGGCGAAUUGACAAAGAAAGAAAUCCUCAACAGAGAUACGAUCUUGCUCUUAGUCACCUACACAAUCUUUCAGCUGGCCAACAUCUCAUACAAUUCCUUGUAUCCCAUCUUCGCCGAGGAUGUAGAACCCACAGGGCGAGGCCUGAAGCCUGAGGCUGUUGGGCUUUCUUUGUCAUUCGCGGGUGCGAUUACGAUCAUCUUUCAAGUGGGUAUCUUUGGCAAGCUUCGCGGCAAGCUUGGUAAUAAGGUCGCGUACAGAGCCAGCUUGGCUUUGUUCGUAGUAGCCUUCAUAUUGAUGCCGUUUGUAGGCUACAAAGACGACCAAGGGAGUGUUUGGCUGUGGUGUGAGCUCGGUGUGGUUUUAGUGAUUAAGACGAUUGCCGGUGUAGGCGGGCUGACAGCCGCACUUCUUUUGAUCACGAACUCGGCCCCUAAUCACAACGUACUCGGCACUCUCAACGGUUUGGCGCAAACUCUCUCAGCUGCUGGCCGUGCUGCUGGACCUUUCAUCUCGGGAUCGCUCUUCACUGCAGCAACCAAGAUCCAGCCUAAAGGCGAAGCCUUACCAUUUGGCCUAUUUGCUGGCAUCUCAUUGUUAGGGUUCGCCAUGAGCUUUGGUAUUCGUGGUGAGAAUUUGGAGGCUGAAGGAUGGAGCGACGAAGAAGAUGACGAAGAUGAAGAAGAAGAUAUUGGUGAUGAGAGGCAAGAGACGAAUGAGCGGUCUGAGCUUCUACGCAAGUAG
Messenger RNA from Boeremia exigua, 1731 nucleotides. Its product is annotated as MFS transporter-like protein. The record is from RefSeq and is a predicted model, not a curated record. Gene Ontology annotation, biological process: transmembrane transport. NCBI's taxonomy places the organism in Eukaryota, Fungi, Ascomycota, Dothideomycetes, Pleosporales, Didymellaceae. The coding region runs from base 1 to 1731 and encodes 576 amino acids. The transcript has 2 exons. Gene Ontology annotation, molecular function: transmembrane transporter activity.